ACCGACCAGGUUCGGGAUGUACUGAUCGAGUAUCGCCAAAGGACUCAUCCGACCAUCCACUUCGCCAUACGGUGCCCCAGUACUCUUCACACCGAAACCGCACGGAAGCCUGCGCAUGUGCAGCGACUACCGAGCUCUCAACAAGCAGACCAUCAAGAACAAAUAUCCGAUACCACGAAUCGAUGACCUGCUUGACCAGCUUCGGGGAGCUACGGUAUUUUCAAAAGUAGAUCUACGGUCCGGAUACUGGCAGAUAAGAAUGGCGGACGAUUCCGUUCACAAAACUGCUUUCCGAACUCGGUACGGAUCAUACGAGUAUUUGGUCAUGCUGUUCGGACUCACCAAUGAACCUGCAACUUUCCAAGCAGAGAUGAAUCACAUCCUACGCCCACUCUUGGAUGAAUGCGUGGUGGUAUACCUGGACGACAUCCUCAUCUACUCGCGUGACAUGCAACAACACGUCCAGCACCUACGACGCGUCUUCGAAAUUCUUCGACGAGAACUCUUCUACGUCAAAAUAUCCAAGAGCGACUUCGCGCUCGAGAAGGUCCUAUUCCUCGGACAUAUCGUAAGCGCUCAAGGAAGUCACGUCGACCCCAAGAAAAUCGAAGCCGUGCGUACGUGGAAGACACCCGAGAACGUUAAGGAGUUACAGCAGUUCCUUGGCUUUGCCAACUACUACAACAGGUUCGUGCCACAAUACGCGAAGAUCGCCACGCCACUCACGAAUCUGCUAAAGGAGAACACGCCCUAGAAAUGGGAGCCACAACUCCA
Closterium sp. NIES-67 is the source of this 774-nucleotide messenger RNA. Lineage: Eukaryota; Viridiplantae; Streptophyta; Zygnematophyceae; Desmidiales; Closteriaceae. The record is from the annotation of a GenBank genome assembly.